Rosa chinensis is the source of this 3343-nucleotide messenger RNA. RefSeq names its product nardilysin-like. Gene Ontology annotation, molecular function: metalloendopeptidase activity; metal ion binding. Lineage: Eukaryota; Viridiplantae; Streptophyta; Magnoliopsida; Rosales; Rosaceae. Gene Ontology annotation, cellular component: cytosol. Gene Ontology annotation, biological process: proteolysis. The record is from RefSeq and is a predicted model, not a curated record. The transcript has 19 exons. Bases 132 to 3086 code for a protein of 984 amino acids.
AUGUUAUCUAGAGGACACAUGAAAUUGUUGUGAGCAACAGACCCUCAUAGUCUGCAUUAGAGUCUGAGAAAAACAGAGACCCUGGUCUUUUGGGUCUAAACAAGCUAAAAAACCCUGGUCUUUUGGGUCUGAUGGGUCGCUGCACUUUCUCCUCGGACGAUAUUGUAAUAAAGUCUCCGAAUGAUAAGAAACUGUACAGACUAAUUAAGCUUGAGAAUGGCCUCACUGCAUUGCUCAUUCAUGACCCUGAGAUAUACCCACAAGGAUCCAAGAGCCUUGAACCCAGUGAAGAAGAUGAAGCAGCAGCUAAAGGUGGAGAUGGUGCCUCAGAGACUAAGAAGGCAGCAGCGGCAAUGUGCGUUGGAAUGGGCAGCUUCUCUGACCCUAUGGAAGCACAGGGGCUUGCGCACUUUCUUGAACAUAUGCUCUUCAUGGGGAGUACAAAGUUUCCGGUUGAAAAUGAGUAUAACAGUUACUUGUCCAAGCAUGGGGGCUCAUCAAAUGCUUACACAAAGGAAGAGCACACUUGCUACCAUUUUGACGUGAAACGAGAUUUUCUUAAAGGUGCCUUGAAAAGAUUUUCUCAGUUUUUUGUUUCACCUCUAAUGAGAAGUGAAGCCAUGGAGCGAGAGGUACAGUCUAUAGAUUCAGAGUUUAACAGGGUUCUGCAUAGCGAUUUGUGGCGCCUUCAACAACUUCGAGACCAUACAUCCUCACCUGGUCACCCAUUUAAUAAAUUCUCUUGGGGAAAUAAGAAGAGCUUGGAUGGUGCAAAGGAAAAAGGGAUAAACUUGCAGGAACAGAUAUUAAAAUUGUACAGAGACUAUUACCAUGGUGGAUUAAUGAAGCUAGUUGUUAUUGGUGGAGAAUCUCUCAAUGUACUUGAGCAGUGGGUUCUGAAGUUGUUUGGAGACAUCAGAAACGGUCCCCAAGUAAAUCUUGAGUUCAAGGCAGAAGGUUCUAUUUGGAACGUUGGAAAGCUUUACAGGCUAGAGGCUGUUAAUGAUGUUCCUAUGCUCAACUUGGCAUGGACGCUUCCAUGUCUUACUCAACACUAUUUGAAGAGCCCAGAAUAUUAUUUAUGGCAUCUCCUUGCGCAUGAGAGCAGGGGAGGUUUGCAGUUCUACCUCAAAACUAGAGGGUGGGCAGUAUCUCUAAGUGCUUGGGUGGAGAGCUAUUCUGUGGCUUAUGUCUUUGGCAUGAAUAUUUACCUCACCGACUCUGGAUUGGAGAAGAUUUUUGAAAUUAUUGGGUUUGUGUAUCAAUACAUUAAACUAUUGCGUCAAGUGUCACCACAAAAAUGGAUAUUUCAAGAACUCCAGGAUAUUCAGAACAUAUGCUUUAGAUUUGUAGAGGAGCAGCCCCAGGAUGACUAUGCUUCAGAACUUGCAGGAAAUUUACUACUUUAUCCUGCAGAGCAUGUUAUUUCUGCGCAAUGUGUGUAUGAGAUUUGGGAUGAGGAAUUGAUUGAAUAUGUUCUUAGUUUCUUCAGACCAGACAACAUGAGGAUGGAUGUGAUAUCAAAGUUUUCAACUAUGUCCAAAGAUUUUCAGUGCGAGCCUUGGUUUGGUUCACAUUAUAUUGAGGAAGAUGUAUCUCCGUUUUUGAUGGAUUUGUGGAAGGAUCCUCCAGAGGUUAAUGUUUCGUUGCAUUUCCGAGAAAAGAAUGAGUUUAUUCCUUCUGAUUUUUCCAUUCGUUCUGAUGGUCUUGAUACUACAUAUACAUCUUCUCCGAGAUGUAUACUUGAUGAACCUUUGCUUAAGUUCUGGUACAAGCUUGAUCGUACUUUUAAAGUUCCACGGGCAAAUAUAUACUUUCGAAUCAGUCUAAAGGGUGGAUUUGAUGACUUGAAGAGUUCUCUGUUGACUGUACUAUAUAUCGACCUUCUUAGAGAUGAGCUGAAUGAGAUUUUAUAUCAGGCCAGUUUUGCCCUGCUGGAUACUUCUUUGUAUGUGAAUAAUUGCUAUCUGGAACUGAAGCUGUGGGGCUUCAAUGAUAAGCUUCCAGCUGUAUUGUCAACAAUUCUGACAACAACCAAAAAAUUCCUGCCAACUUAUGAUCGUUUCAAGGUUAUUAAAGAAAAUAUGGAGCGUCUGAUAAAGAACACUAAUAUGAAUCCUCUGAGUCAUGCUGAAUACUUGAAACUGCAAGUUUUGUACCAGAGAUUCUACGAUGUAGAUGACCAGUUGCAUGUUUUAAAUGGAUUGUCUGUUUCUGAUGUGAAGUCAUUUAUUCCAGAGCUUUGGUCCCAGCUUUACAUUGAAGGCCUUGGUCAUGGAAAUCUGUUAGAAGAAGAAGCAAUUAGCCUUUUGAAUAUGGUGAAAACAAUUUUUUCUGGACAACCACUUCCUACCGAACUGAUGCUUAAGAACAAAUGUAUUUGUCUCACUCCUGAUGCUAACCUCAUUAGAGAUGUCAGUGUGAAGUAUAAGACUGAAACAAACUCUGUGAUUCAGCUAUGUUUUCAAAUUGAGCGGGCAGUGGGGAUUGACUCCACCAGAUUGAGAGCAUUAAUAGAUCUUUUUGAUGAAAUUAUAGACGAACCACUUUACGAUCAACUGAGGACGAAGGAGCAGCUGGGAUAUGUUGUUCAGUGUGACUGGGAGGUGAUAUUUGGUGUUUUUGGCUUUUAUUUCAUAGUCCAGUCGUCGGAGUACAACCCAAUCUACUUGCAGCGGAGAGUUGACAACUUUAUCAAUGGUCUGGAAGACAUUUUGCAAGGACUGGAUGAUGAUUCCUUUGAGAAUUACAGAGGUGGGCUAAUGGCAAAGCUAUUGGUGAAAAAUUCAUCCCUUAUACAUGAAACCAAUAGAUUUUGGAAUCAGAUUAUUCAUAAAAGGUAUACAUUUGACUAUGCAAAGAGGGUGGCAGAAGAGCUCAGCAGUCUACAGAAGGAGGAUGUUGUCAACUUUUACAAGACCUACUUGCAACAAUCAUCUCCCAAGCGUCGGAGACUUGGCAUUCGUGUUUGGGGUUGCAACACUGACUUGAAAGAAGCUGAAGAAUCGCGACCGGAGUCUGUGCAGGUCAUUGAAGACCUUGAAGCCUUUAAGAUGUCAUCUGAGUUCUAUCCUCACGGUUGUUGAAAAAUCAUGGAUUGUUAGUGAGAAUUUAAUAGAAACUGAACCAUUAAUAGGAAACAAUGAAGGCCCAAGUUCAAAUUUUUCAGUUCUUGAAAGGAGACAAUCUGAAAGAAAGUCAAGUGUUGGAGAGAAAAGAUGCUUGGUAACACCAACACCGACAAGGAAAUUUUGAUCGAAGUUGCAAAGCAAGUUAUGUAACGAAUUGUUUCGAACUUCACACUUCAUCUUUGUACGAAAUGCAACGUACAGGUUGUUCACAA